GUUGUAAUGGUCCUCUAAUUACAGUGAGUUGCAGGCCUACUUCCUCCUAGGAAUUGCGGUAUAGUAGCUUCACUCCAUAUGAAUAUCGAGUGAAGAACGCCAAAGUUUAUGGAACGCCUGCGAAGUUACUGACCGCAACUUUGUAUUACUUUGAAUGAUGAACGUUCGUUAAAUUGUAACAUUGUAUCGAAGUCGAAGGGCAAUGUCGGCUGAAACUGGAAUCUUGCAUUUGAAGGAAUCAAAACAAAUAGGUUAUUGUCGGUGAAUUUUCGGGAGAUGGCAGACUAGCCUGACUUGUGCUUUUAGCACAUUAGGCUACGUCUGUGCGUCCUCAAAGCACUUAGUAAGUUUUACAUGUAAGGUCUGCAAUGUUAGAUGGCGACAUGUUUAUUCUGGUUUUCAUACUUCUGGUUUUAACCUCUUCCAGUGUGGAAGAUAAGGGCAACUAUGAGUGUUUGUGCGACGGGCCGUCAUGCGACAGGGCAGACCGGUGUAUUGGCCAGCAGUGCUUCUCGGCCGUCUCCAUCCAGAACGCCUCGUCCUUCCGACAGAAGGGGUGCAUUGUGAGCCGUGGCGAAGGGUCCAUAAGUUGCGAAAGCCCCCCAUCCCAUAACUUGACUGUGGAGUGCUGCCAUGGCAACCUUUGUAACAUGAAUGUCACAGUGGCAGACCCAGAGAGAGAUGAGGAAGUGCUGCCUACCUUGCAAGACAAUGAGUGUGUGUGUGAGGGACGGUCGUGUGAGGGAGGAGAGCGCUGUACGAGCCAGCAGUGUUUCUCCUCUGUGAAGAUCAGUGACGGGUAUGUGGUUCACCAGAAGGGCUGCCUUCAGGAUGACGACCAGGGGAGAGCCACCUGCGCCACCCCUCCCUCUCCCAGCCACAUAGUCAAGUGUUGCCAGGGGCACCUGUGUAACAUGAACGUCACCGUGGAAGCACCAGCGAAAGAGGAGAAAGUGAAGUCCGCCGGCGAGCACGAGUGUGUGUGCAAGGGGCGGUCGUGUGCCACCGGGCAGCGCUGCAUGGGCCAGCACUGUUUCUCCAGUCUGACGGUCAGCGACGGAGCCCUGGUCUUCCAGAAGGGCUGCUUCAAGGUGUACGAGCAGAGCAGGAUGACCUGCAAGACGCCGCCCUCCCGCGACCAGAUUGUGGAGUGCUGCCAGGGCCACCUGUGUAACAUGAACAUCACUGUGGAGCUGCCUGUUAUAGCAAGCGACCUGCCCAACUACAGCUUGACUACACUGGCCAUCGUCAUCGUGGCUCCAGUCAUCGUGCUCAUUGUCCUCUCAGGCAUUGCCAUCUUGGUGUUCAGACGCAUCCACCAGAACCAGAUGGAGAGGCUGACGGCCCGGGAAGCUGAGUACGGCACCAUAGACGGCCUCAUAGCCUCUAAUGUGGGGGAGAGCACACUGGCGGAUUUGCUGGACCACUCGUGCACGUCGGGAAGCGGCUCCGGACUCCCCUUCCUCGUUCAGAGAACUGUCGCCCGACAAAUCACGCUCAAUGAGUGUGUGGGUAAGGGGCGCUAUGGUGAGGUGUGGCGGGGCCAAUGGCAGGGGGAGAGUGUGGCCGUGAAGAUCUUCUCAUCCAGAGAUGAGAAGUCCUGGUUCAGAGAGACUGAGAUCUACAACACAGUGCUGCUGAGGCACCAGAACAUUCUGGGCUUCAUCGCUUCGGACAUGACUUCCCGAAACUCGAGCACCCAGCUGUGGCUGAUCACCCACUUCCACGAGAUGGGCUCGCUGUACGACUACUUGCAGCUGAGCACUCUGGACACAGCCAGCUGUCUCCGCAUGGCCUUGUCCAUCGCCAGCGGCCUGGCGCACCUCCACGUGGAGAUCUUCGGUACCCAGGGAAAGCCGGCCAUCGCCCACCGAGACCUCAAGAGCAAAAACAUACUUGUCAACAAGAACGGCCAGUGCUGCAUCGCUGACCUGGGUCUCGCUGUGAUGCAUUUCCAAGACACAAAUGAGUUAGACGUGGGAAACAACCCUAAAGUAGGCACGAAGCGCUACAUGGCUCCAGAGGUCCUGGAUGACUCCAUCCAGAUGGACUGCUUUGAGUCCUUCAAAAGAGUGGACAUCUGGGCCUUUGGCCUGGUCCUGUGGGAGAUUGCCAGGAGGACGGUCAGCAACGGCAUUGUAGAGGACUACAAGCCUCCCUUCCAUGAUGUGGUGCCCAGCGACCCCAGCUUUGAAGACAUGAAGAAGGUUGUGUGUGUGGACCAGCAGAGACCCAACAUCCCCAACAGAUGGUUCUCAGACCCAACUUUAACGUCCAUCGCAAAACUUAUGAAGGAGUGCUGGUAUCAGAAUCCCUCUGCCAGAUUAACGGCGCUACGCAUCAAAAAGACUCUGACAAAAAUCGACAACUCUCUGGACAAAAUUAAAGCAGACUGUUGAGCUUCUUCCUCGUUGGUGCAGAGGGAGAGGAGACCUAAUGGCCUUUAAAGACGUCCAGCAGGCAGUUUGGUUUCCUGGACAACACACAGGAGAAAAGGGACUGGUUGGGCUCAGUGCUCUUAAAGUGGCACAUUGUAUUUAUUUUAAACACUCUUGGUGGGACACAUUUUGGCAUCCAAAGAUGGCUUACAGGGCAUUUAAAAGACUGCCAAUAGUCUUGGAUAUUAGGUGACUAUCACUUUAAAGACAUAGGAAUAUUGAACUAAUAGUCACGUUCUUCAAGGAAGAAACUAUUACCUGGGCAUUUGAGUACCGUAUAUCGCUUUAGAGCUACCCAUUUUUUUUUUUUUUACACAACUUAAGUUUGAGAAACAUAUGAACACAUUUCAUUUAGCAAUAUUGGCUGUGCUUUAUCGCUGUUAUUGCACUAGCAAUCUUUGCAUUCCUGACAUGCACUGUUGCGGAUGUAUUUGGAAAAAAACACAACUUGCCAAAAACAUUUUUUUAUAGUCCACACAAACUCCAUAUCUUAACAGUAAUCAGAAUUAGGAAGAAAUGUUACGUUUGACUUUGACUGCAUCUCUUGCACCGCUGUUUACGAUAUUGUUAGAACAAUUCUCUUGGUAUUUCGUCCAACCUGUAACUUAUUUAGCUAACGCACUGUGUUGUAGAAUUGUGCUGCAGACAGUUGUAGACACUCUUUACUUCUUCCUUCGGAGAUGUCGUCUUAACGUAUCCUGUUGUAGAAACUUUGUAUAUCACCAUACAUUUUACAUUAUGUACCUGUUCUUUGUUUGGUUGUUUCAUCAGCUUUAGUGAGACAAAUGCUAAAAGAGCAAAUAAAAUAUUUACUAGAUGACACUGAACUCAAUUCAUACAGGAGCAGUAAUAUUGUCUUAAUGUGUGCAUUGUCUAAGUAAUUGAAGUCAAACUUCAGCCUUUUUAAUUUCUUUAAUAUUUUAUAUCAAGAAGGGAUUUCUAUUAAUUAAAUAGAAAAAAACAUGUA
Molecule: messenger RNA, 3405 nt
Organism: Coregonus clupeaformis (lake whitefish)
Lineage: Eukaryota; Metazoa; Chordata; Actinopteri; Salmoniformes; Salmonidae
Product: activin receptor type-1
Exons: 12
Coding region: 369-2399 (676 amino acids)
Biological process (GO): protein phosphorylation; cellular response to growth factor stimulus; BMP signaling pathway
Cellular component (GO): BMP receptor complex; plasma membrane
Molecular function (GO): SMAD binding; transforming growth factor beta receptor activity, type I; ATP binding
Source: RefSeq, a predicted model, not a curated record